Messenger RNA from Aplysia californica (California sea hare), 2048 nucleotides. RefSeq lists its product as uncharacterized. The transcript has 5 exons. Gene Ontology annotation, biological process: protein phosphorylation. Lineage: Eukaryota; Metazoa; Mollusca; Gastropoda; Aplysiida; Aplysiidae. The coding region runs from base 171 to 1130 and encodes 319 amino acids. The record is from RefSeq and is a predicted model, not a curated record. Gene Ontology annotation, molecular function: protein serine/threonine kinase activity; ATP binding.
UUUAACGCAAACCUUGGCAGUAACAACGAUUCGUGUGUUGGGAUAGCCAAUUAAAUACUUCUUUUCAGUGACCGUACAUUUUUGACUCGGAAGGAAAGGUGAGGAAGCCGACAAUAUUUUAUGUUUUGGUUGUGAACUCGUCGACUUCGAGGCUGAGAACAGUUUUCAGAAUGUCAUUACGAGUGUUGCAUUUUCAAAAUGAAACCAAUGCUUCCUGCCCAGACCUCUGCGGCCAGGGAUACAAGGCAAGUUUUCACAAUCACUCAUCAGCAAAAGGACCCCGAAAGAAAAUUUACCAUGGCCACCUUGAGGGCAAGGGGCCAAGGAAAGGUGAACAUGCUGCUGUGAAGGUGUUCCGAGAUGCAGCUGGCACAGAGUCAAAGUGUGAUGCAGAAAUCAGCAAGCACAAAAUGGCGCGUAAAAUCGCAAAAAGAUUUAACAAGUUUGUGCCAGAUGAUCACUACCAGAUCAAGUUCACAUUACCCCUCAAGUCCACGGUGGACCAUCUAGGCGUCGGCUUCUACUUGACCCCUCACAAAUCUCGACACGUGGAUAAGAAAGAGUGGGUCUUGAUUGAAGAGAAUCUACUCAAACAGGGAGAAUUCCAAGUUUUCAUCAGAAAGACAGGGGAACGGCUGGGCAAAGACCCCACGUCUCUGGAUGCUUUUCUUCACUACUCUUAUCACGAGAGUCAAGGCCAUCAUGUCAUGUGUGGUCUUCAGGGUGUGCAAACAGAAAAAGGUUACCUGCUUACUACUCCAUGUAUUCAUUCUGUCGAUUCAAGUUUUGGAUCUGCAACAGACAAAGGGCCUAAAGGUAUUGUUGAGGCAUUCAAAUUUCAUAAAUGCAACAACUUGUGCUACUGUUUCCUGCGGCCUGACACCGCAGAACUGGAGACUCUUGGGGUUAAAAGCUCAGUGAGCACUGAUGAGGAACGACGGACAGAGGAGGGAGAGACAGAUGAGGAUGCUGAAGAUGAUGGCUUGAUUCAAUUCUCUUACAAUACUUCCAUGGACGCUGUUGAGGAGAAAAAGGAUUCAGUGCCAGAGGAGGACUCUCUAUCAGAAGGAAACAAGAAGAGAGAGGAUAACGCUGAAAUGAUAGAGCGAGAAGGACCUCAGGUUGGAUGAAGGCAGCUGAAAUAAGAUUGAUUUUAAAUUUGUAAGUGGUUUAAAGAAGAAAGAGAAUUUUACAGAAGUGCUUUUUGUCAUCUUAAUAUGUUGAUUGCAAUACUUUGCAACAUUUUAUCACAUUUUUUAUAAAAGCUUAAAAUUGGAGAUCUGGUAUUUUGUAUUGAUGAAAUCAAAUAUAUUAAUAUAAUACAGUAGUCUACGCCUAAGAUCCCACUGCUUAAUUUCUGCUGUUUUAAGAAAACAUAAUUUUUUUCUACUCAAAAGUCACCCCUAAGAUCCUGCGCUGAAGGUCCACAUCGGCUAAUAUCCCUAAUUUUAGAUCACAAUUUAAUUAACAAAACCCCAGGUGGGCACAGCUGAUCAACCAAAAGUGAAAAUUUGCGAUCACUGAACUGCCUGUUCCAUCACAGAUGUGCCACUCUUGUGAAUGUAAUCACAUCUUCGUUGUGAAUCUUGAUGAAACGAUACAAUGUUUGCCCCAGAUGGGAUCACAUCUUGGUGUGAACUCGGCGGUGCUGUUAUUUUCCCCAAACAUCGCAUCUAAGCUCUCAACCUAAACUUACAUCACAUGCUGGGUGGAUAGGGCUUACAAGUUAACUCCACGUGGGAUCGCAUGAAGCUGUGAACUCUUUUCUGACCACUGCCUAGUUGUCUCUACUGCCGAAUUUGCGAGACAGACUGAAUUUUAAUUGGUGUCGUCAAAACACAAUGGUGAGUAAUGACAAAGGCGGGGGAACUUUGUCAGAGAUGGAAAGCUAUAAAUUUUGGACAGGUAUAGGGGAGGAACAAUUGGAUAAGUGUAGAUCUUGAGACUCACAAUGGGAUAAUGAGUGAAUAGGGCAUGCCUCAUGCCACUGAGAUUGGUCAUCAAGGUUGACCAUUCUUUACUCCCCGGAAGUCAUAAACCCACCCAGG